Molecule: messenger RNA, 1628 nt
Organism: Morone saxatilis (striped sea-bass)
Lineage: Eukaryota; Metazoa; Chordata; Actinopteri; Moronidae
Product: F-box only protein 39-like
Exons: 6
Coding region: 104-1588 (494 amino acids)
Molecular function (GO): protein binding
Source: RefSeq, a predicted model, not a curated record
AAGACAGCUGUAUUUAUUGACAGCUCCAGUGAUAAUACAGGCUAUAGCAGCCCCUCUUGAAAUCCAACACUUAACCAUACUCUCUGGAAUUAUUCAAACAAAAAUGGAUGAGGAGUUUGUCCCACUUCGAAACAGAGAAAACUGCAGUCAGGAGGAUGGUUUUGCUGGAGAUGAUGAGGACAGCGUAGAAGAGAUGGAAGAAGAGGAUUCAGAUCUCAGUGAUGAAGGUUAUAAGUGUGGCUCAGAGGGGGAGAGCGGCUGGGGGUCACUUCCUGAUGUGUGUUUGAGGCAAGUGUUUGGCUUUCUUUCUGACACUGAUCGCUGUCGUGCAGACCUGGUAUGCCAUUACUGGCACCGUGUCAUGCGCUCUCCUUCUCUCUGGCGCUCCCGUUUCUUCCACUUCAAUGGACGACUGUCUAAAUACAAGCAGUCUGAAUACUGCUCUGCUUUAGCCUAUGCCCGUUCUCUGGGAGUCUACCUGCAGAGGCUGGAGGUGUGUGUGUGUCCUCCACGUAGGUGCUUAGUAGCCCGGCGACUGGAGCUAGCCAUCAGCGGGUUGUUGUCUGAGCUGACCAGAGUAAAUGCCCCCCUGCAGCAUUUGUCCAUCGUAAGGCUGGAGUUGGAUAGGACCUCCUGGACUUUAGGGCUCAGAAACUCUUUAGUACACUGCCUGAUUCUCUUCCUUCGCAGAGGAUCCUCAAAGCUCACCUCUCUCUGUCUGAGCGGGAUGCGAAACUGCAUGCAUCAUGGUCUGGACCUGCUCUCUGCCCUGUCAUACUCUCAGAGGCGCCACUACCCCCGGUGCUAUAUCUUGUCUCUGGACAUAAAGGGAUUCUUUUCUGCUUCUGUGCACGCCCACCGUAACGCCACCUUGCAGCUUACGAUGUCCCGCCUGCAAGGCCUCACCAACCUAAACCUGAGUUACGCCUGCCUGUCAGAUGAGCUGCUAGCGGUUCUCCAGCACAGACGCAGGGAAUGGAGAAGCUCAAGCAGAGAUGGGAACACCUUGCAAACAUUUUCACUGUACUGCACUUUGAAUGAGCCCCAUCGACAGGUUGUGAGUGGUGGCUCAUGGGCAACUUUGACAUCAAGCUGCCCAGACCUGAAAGUCAAGCUUACGGUGGACCAAGUCAUCAACACUAACUGGCUUGCAAGGAUACUGCUGCCUGAGAUUCCCCUGACUGAAUAUACCAUGACAGCUUUCUACUCCCCUGACGAAGUCUGGAGCGGCAAGCCUCUCGUCCGUUACAUGCUGCCUCAAUACAGAAGCAGUCUGGAGCAUUUGACCCUGGACCUGAGCAACUGCAAUGACUCGCUGGAUGAGGAUCUGCUGGAACUGGUUAAGAUGUGUGAGCGUCUAGAGCAGCUGAGAAUCUGGGCUUUCCUGGAAAUCAGCACUGUGGAGAAGCUGCUGCACAUCAGACUGACACAGAGGAGCUUACUCAACAAGAUCAGAGUGAGAAUCUACUCAGUAAACGACGACGUCGGAGAACAGGAAGACCAGCUGGAGGAAAUACUGUUGUCCCACCCACAUCUUCCUCCUGAACUGGAGUUUUAUGCUAUCAUAUACCCUUUUGUUGAUCAGUGAUCACAUGCAAAGUUGUGUGCAUACUGAAAAAAUAAAAAAA